This is a messenger RNA of Dreissena polymorpha, 6104 nucleotides long. RefSeq names its product centromere protein J-like. The record is from RefSeq and is a predicted model, not a curated record. Gene Ontology annotation, cellular component: centrosome; nucleus; centriole. The transcript is spliced from 25 exons. NCBI's taxonomy places the organism in Eukaryota, Metazoa, Mollusca, Bivalvia, Myida, Dreissenidae. Gene Ontology annotation, biological process: cilium assembly; centriole elongation. Bases 210 to 4979 code for a protein of 1589 amino acids. Gene Ontology annotation, molecular function: tubulin binding.
CCGAAACAGCUUCAAAAUGGCGGCGUCUAGCGAAGUCCUGUAAUGAAACUCAGAAACUAUCGUGUUUACUGAUUUAUUCAAAUCUUGUACACGAAUUUGACGGUUUGAAAAAGUAUGUCGCUGUUAUGUGGACUGUAAUGUGAUUAACAGCCUCUGUGAGAUUUAUGUGAAACAUUGCUUGAAUAUCAAGAACUGACACUAUCAUCAGUAUGGAGAGAUGGCCUGGUGGACUUGGCCAGCCGGGGUUUCCCCAGGUCCCUGUGAGCAUGGGACCAGUGCUUGACCCCAGAUAUGCCAUGCAGAUGCGUGCCCCAAAUAUGAAUGGCUACCCAGUAAUGCCUCCGCCUAUGUCAACCCCAAUGAGUGGAACUUACCCCAUGUGGGACAUGGACAUUCAGAGUCAGAUGAUGAUGCAAACCAUGAACUUUGAUAGAUUGAUGGCAGAGAGACAAACAGGUCUCACACCAAAUCUCAACACUAGCUCAGCUAGCAUUAUUUCACAGAAGAAUGAUUCCAACAGGGAUAUGAUAGAACAGCACCAGGCCUUAGAACAGGCAAGGCUAUUGCAAAGAUUUAAAGAGCUACGAAACUGGCAACAGCAACAACAAGAAAUGCUCAUGUCACAACAACAUCAACAACUGAACUUGCUCAAGAAAGAGCAAGAAAGAAUGCAGAGUAUAAUAACCAAACAGCGAGAUUCUGGAGGAGGCAUGGUUGGGUACAGUGAGACCUCCACCCCUCCCCGUCGUCAGCUGCCACCGGGCACCAACAUCAGUGAGCUGAUGAACGCAAUCAGUCAGCAGCAGCAGGCACAGCUCACACAGUCGACAGGUGCCCUUCCAAAGCCAGUGAUGUACGUACAGCCAAAGGAAGAUGAUGAUGAGAUCAAGACCAAUCCAGACCUGUUCAGCGACACAAACUCCAACCGGGGCAGUCAGGCCACUGUGGAGGAAGGCAUGUUCCCCAUCCCAGACUCUGCGUCCGAGGCCAGUGUUGACGUGGGUGCCCUUAACCGGCCCACGAAACCCAUCCAGUACCAACAGAGGUUCAACAAGCAUGAACUGGAUGCGCCCAAGAAGCUGCACCGGUCGUUUGCAGAGCUGGAGGCGGACACAGAGUUCCUGAACCUGUCCUCCCAGUCACCAACCUUCCUGGACAUGCACAACGCAGUACAGUCCAGGCCCAAUGAGUCAAAGAUCACAGAAGAAGAGGAGGAUAGUGACCACUGUCACAGGGACCAUAGGCACUCUGAGGACGACAGUUAUGAGACAGAGGAGGAGGAGGAUACAGAGGAGGAACAGGAAACACAAAUAGAGGUGGACCGAGGGAUGGAUAUUGAUGAGGUGCCCAUACGACCAGGGAUUGAGGGGGGCAAGACAUUUGAGCAGCUUUUAGAGGAGCAACUAAAGGCAGAAGAGCAGAGGUUGAAGAAAACCAAUGAGGCAACAGAAUCUCCGGUAACAAAAAAGAAGACAUUUCUCAAGAAGGGUCAGGGUAUUGCAAGGUAUGAGCAGAAGCCUGGGACACGGCCACCAAGAUCUAAGAAACCACAGACUGUCUCAAAAGCAGCUACACAAAAACUGACAGAAAGUGCAAGCUCAGGUUCAUUGAAUACCAAGCGAGGAGGAAAGAAUACAUCAAAGCCACCUAGCAAGAGCAAAUCAGCAACCAGUCUUCAAAAGCCGGGCAGUCAGUCAACUCAGCAGCAAAAACCAGAACCUAGUCAUAAAAAACAAUCACAGUCUACAAAAAACCAAAAACAGGAUAAACAGGACAACAAGGACCCAAGGCCAUCCGCCGCUGGCAAUGCACCAGAGAAGCAGGUGAAGGGGUCGAGCACUGUGAAUGACGAGAUAAAACCCAGGAAGGCAGAGUCAUUUCCUGACGAUGCCUCCUUUAUUGCAAACAUGAAACAGAGGCAAAAGGAGUCUGAGCAAGACCUUGCGGAGCUGGAUGAGUUUGAGAUACUGGAGCAGUUUGCAGACAACAUGUCAUUCUGCAGCAACUCGUCCAUAGUGACCCGGGGUCUGAGGGGCCUCCAGAGUGAUCGCAUCCUUCCCGGGGUCGGGCCCAAGAACCCAGAUGUAGUAAGGCCAGUGAGCCCUAGGGCAGCUCUCAUAAGAAAACUGGAGCAGCAUAAAGAGGCUAGUCAGAAAAACAUGCCCCAAAACAAGUUGAAUCUAGUAAGACAUUCCAACAAGCCUGCCCUUCUACCAGAAUUUAAUAAAAAUGGUGCUGAAACACAAGUGGAAGUGAAACAUAUAAAAAGGAAAGAAGCUCCAAAGUCGAUGCCAAUUCAAGAAGAAAAAAGCGCGAGUGAGAGCAGUGACAGUAGUGAGUCCGACAGUGACAGUGAUUCUGACAGCAGUGAACACAGGGACUCUGGGGAUAGGACAAAAAUGAACUCCAGUCAUUCAGAGAUGUUGAACAGUAGAGGGAAUUGUCGCUUUGACCAUAUGGGGCAGUUAGUGUCUAGUGUUCAUGAGGGAUCAAAAAAUGAUUCAGUGUGUUCAACAGACAAAAAAUUGGUGCGGGUUCUGAGUUACACGGGUAUGACAGAGACCAGUGUGACAUCGGGGUCGGAACAGGAAUUUGAGACGGUCAGCGACUCUUCUUCUGAUUCUGAAACUACCUCUGAUGAAGAUUUUAUCAUAGAGGAAUCUCCUACAAAAGUGUUCACACGAAAAGUGGCUGGGCGCAAGGACGAUCAAACUAAGGCCACCCAUCAAAAUGGCAUUACUGAGAAGGAUUUCUUAACCACCAAUUUUAAUACAGGUUUAAUCACUAUGAGCUCUAAAUCACCAAUGGUUAUAUCAAAGGAAAAGAUGAAUCCUGUGACAGUUUUGAAAGAGGAAACAAAGUUUUCCUAUCAUUCCGACACUGAUUCUAUAGGUAACAAGAAGAACAGCAGUUACAGUGAUGAUAAUGAUGAUGAUGACAAAUCACAUAAUAAAGGUUCGCAAAAAGUGAUGAGUGAAAAGAAGGCACUUCAUUUUGAUGAUGAUGAAGAAUGGAAUGAUAAUACACCUAAUCCAAAACUGGGCAAGUCUAAGUUAGGUGAAACUGAGCCAGGCCAUGACAAAACUCUUAUAGAGGAAUCUAAGAAGCCAGACAAAGUUCAAGCUCCACAAGAAAUCUCCAGCGAUCAAAAGGAUACCCCACCCACUUCAAAACUGGUCACAAAAUUGUUUCCCCAGCUAAAACCAGUCCAAGUAAAACAGGAAGAACAGGACUUACAGAGGGUGAAGCAGGCCAGUCAGGCUGGCGGGGGAGAGGGCGUCCAGUCCAAGGUGCUCAGAGACAAGCUCAUAGAACUGGAGCGGGAGAUCGAGAAGUUCCGUAGCGAGAACGGCCAUCUUGCCAAGCUGAGGACGGAGCGAGAGGAGGGACUUGCUAAGCUGAAGAAGGAGAUUGAAGAGUUUGAGAGGGAGAAGGCAGAGGAGUUGAAGAGAUUUGAAGAGUUCAAGAAAGAGGAGCUGAAGAAACUUAAGCACGAGCGUAAAAUGUUUGACAAGUACCAGAAAGCAGCUAGAGCUGGCCCUGACAAAAAGGAGAGAGAAGAAAUAGAAAAUUUACGCAUGCAGUUGUCAGAGCUCCAGGAGGAAAUGAAGCGGAAGGAGUCACGCUGGACGUCCAACAACUCUCGGCUGCGAGACAAGAUGGAGGCCCUAGAGGCGGAGAAUGAGGAACUCAGAGAGGAACUCAAGAUGCUGGAGAAGAAACGCAUCGAGUGGAUGCAGAAAGACGACAAGAAUAAGUCACGGACAUCCAAUAUUAUAAGCAGUACCCCAGCAGAUGACCGCCAUCGAAGCCACAUGACUAAUGGGGAACAUGACUAUGGCGAGCAGCCAAUGAAUGAUUUGUCGAGUCACAGUGGAGGACUACAGAAGUCUCAGCCAGCUCACUCCAAGGCCUCAAACAUCCGGACCAGUGUCGCCCACUCGCACAGCUCCAACUCCGGCCCACCUCACACGUCCCAGGCCCCUCCCUCCACCCACCAACCUCUCACCACCCAGUCCACAACACACGGAAAGCAGUCAAACGUGAACCAGUCUACAAAGACGUCUGCUGCAGUGAAGACAAACCAGCCGGCCAAGAAGGGAUCCUACAAUUCCAAACCUGGUCAUGUAACUCAGGUACCUCACUGCAAUGCAAAGCAAGUGAAGCAUGCUGGUAAGGCUGGCAAUGGUUCAGGGAAGGUGGACCCCAAAAGCACACUGCGGAACUCAUAUGGGGAGGAAGUUCCUCGACAGGAGCUGGGAACCAUGGCUGCUCCACAGGAUGUGAGCAUAUAUGGUGAGCCAAGCAGUGAGGCCCCGGUACAGGAGCAGCCAUCGGUGCCUCGCAAGCUGGCAGCUGGGAAGUACGGGGUGGACCGUUCUGUCAUUGACAAGGGAGACCACAACGACUAUGAGGAGGUGCAGCACAGUGAUGGCAAGGUUGAGAGGACGUACCGGAGUGGUGCCCGGGAGAUUCUCUUCUCUAAUGGCACCAAGAAGGAGAUCUCCUCAGAUGGCAAGUCCAUCAUUGUGUCCUUCUUCAAUGGAGACAUCAAGCAGAUCAUGCCAGACCAGCGUGUAAUCUACUACUAUGCUGAAAACAAGACGACUCACACCAACUAUCCUGAUGGAUUGGAAAUUCUGCAGUUUCCAAAUGACCAGACAGAGAAGCUGUACCCAGACGGGACCAAGGAAAUCACUUUCCCGGACCAGACGGUCAAGUACAUCUUCCCUAAUGGCUCGGAGGAGAGCAUCUUCCCGGACGGCACAGUGAUACGCCUGGAGAAGAACGGAGACAAGACCAUGGAGUUCCCCAAUGGCCAGAGGGAGAUACAUAAUAAUGAGUAUAAGAGAAGAGAGUAUCCUGAUGGCACAGUGAAGACUGUAUACCCGGACGGCCGACAGGAAACUCGCUACUCUAACGGGCGACUCAGAGUGAAAGACAAGGAUGGCAACAUUGUUAUAGACAGGCUUUGCUGAGUUAGUUUGCUGGCUGUAUGACAUGCUUUGUUAAAACAGUUAAAGACAGCAUUGUUAAACUUCUCUUUCUGAUUUAGAUAUAUAUUGCUAUAUCAAUCAAGCUGUUAUAUAGACAGACUUUGCAGGAAAGUUUACUGUAAUUGCCGCAGGCAGAUAUUGCUAAACCAGUCUUACUGUUAUAGACUGGUAUUGCUAAGCAACUCAAGCUGUUAAAAUGAGGUUUAUGCUGAACCAGAAAAGCUGAUUGCAUCAAAUAGUUUUGACAAAUUACUCACUUUGACUGCACACAGCAUGUCGACUUGGACAGGUUUAUAUAAAGAUAUAUGACUACUAGCCCUUUGUGAAAUGAGACUGACUAAACCAAGGAAAGUCUUUCACAAUUAUAAAGACUUGGUAGUGUCCCAGUUAUGUCAGACGUGCUUCAAUUAAGUUCUUUUAACAGGAAUAUAAUGGCACACGUGGUUCGGGAGUAUAUUGCUCAAGAAGAUGACUGAUUUAAGUUAUCAUAAAAUAAAUGUACUCAAGUUUUGGAUGUUUAGAUGAUUGCAAGUUUUAUUUAAAAUGGACUUUGAAGUGCUGUGAUCUUGCUUAUAAAUGGGCAGCAUUCCUCAAAUGAUAGCCUUAUGUUGUGAGUCAUAAAUUAGUGUCUUAUAAUGUACAUUAAUUUGUAUAAAAACAUGCACAAAUAUUUAAAUACAUGUGCAUAUUCAUGUUGAGCUGUAAGCAUGAUGACAAAGUUAUUAUAGAAAAAGGUCUCAUUGUAUUAACUUAAAAUUCAUUAUUGAAGACCUACACCUGUUUAGGUUAAUAAUGUUUAAUCUCUCAUUGCUGUUUGAUGCACUGCUAGAUAUUGUGAAAAAAAAUAAUUCUGUAUUAAUGCCAAGUUUUAUUUUAGUCUCACUGUUGAUUAUGUGCACCUUAUUCUAUGAGUUUGUUAAAAAUUUGUUUUGAUUUGAUGUUGUACAUUAAUAUGCUCUAUCAUGCCCAUAUCAAUAUGUUGCCAUAUUAUACUCUUAAGAUGUUAGAUCUUCAAUCAGGCAUUGCUGCCCUUUAUUUAUCUGUGAUAUAGCUAUUGUCUGCAUCUUUAUAUUUCAUAUGUAGAAUAAAAUAUGAAACAGUCUAUAA